Molecule: messenger RNA, 567 nt
Organism: Angiostrongylus costaricensis
Lineage: Eukaryota; Metazoa; Nematoda; Chromadorea; Rhabditida; Metastrongylidae
Source: the annotation of a GenBank genome assembly
AUGGGUUUACAACGGACAGGCCAGAAAAUCCAGCGAGAUGUGGGGAUUAUAGCGGCUACGGGCCGGCAAGAAACUGCUCGUUGUGCGUUCCGCAUAGACGGUCAUGCAAGCGGUUACGAAGGAACCGGCGUCUUAAAGUGUUCGGCGUACUUCAAACUUGAACUUGAAACUGCGCCAGGUAUCGUCUUCACUCAAGUGGUCGAGGCCUGGCUACAAUCGGGAGCUCUCUCGAAUCUGCAGUUCAUAAAUUUGGACACCUGUGAUUCAUUGAACGAAGCAUCACUCACUGAAAUGAUAGCUCGCCAUGGUCCACAACUACAGGGUCUCUGCCUCGGUGGACAGCACAAACUUCUCGAAUAUUUUUGGAUGAACAUGAUUCCACAGCUUAAAAACAUCAGGUGCAUUUUUCGUUAUUUAGAAAACUUGACACAUAUUGUGUGGGAAACGCUGUUUCUGCCCUUGAUUAGUUUCCUUGCACCCAUAUUCCAUGAGGUUCUGCGUAUCGUCUUGUGCGAUCGGUUACUGUUGGAAGCUUUGGUUUUCUUCACGAGUAGAUUUGACUCCUAG